UGAUUACGCUCUCGCGCCAUUCUGAUGUCUUCAGUAGGUAUCAUACGUUGGCAACGAGUACGCUGAAUUUGGUGGAAACUAAAAACUCUGCAAACAAAUGACUGAAGUCGAUGGUAUCAUGCCGGAGGCAACCACGCAACCCGUUUCCUCAACUCUCACCAUAACUGAGGAUCACUCAGCGCCUACAAGUUACACCGAAGGUAGUGCUUCGGCAAUCAUCCCCAACGACGGGCAGCAAUUAAAAGAUCAGCAGAAUGGUGUAAACAAAAUUAUUAAAAGUCGAGUUUCAGACGUCGACUGUCAUAACGAACAAAUGGACGUUGAUUGCGCCGACACCGAGGAAGAUGAUUCUCAAAUGACGGCCUCAUCCACUACAGAAAACGGACUUGGUGGUGGUGAAGACAGCAAGAUAACAGCUUGCGCGAAUGAUGGCCCUAAACAAUCCAGUAAUGAUACGAAAGCCGAUGCGUCCACCCCAGCAACUGUUCCCAUUAUUGCAACUGUGAAACAAAGUUCAACAACUAUAUCCAAUGACGAAUUACAAAACUCCAAUACAUGCACGGACAAAUCAGCUGGCGGCGAAAGUGACGCAGAUGUAGACGACACGCAGCGCUCGCGAAGCACUUUGGGAGAAGCAAGUGAUCCUAAAGACAACAGUAAUGCUCCGAGCGAAAACGUAGAAAGGCCAGCCACAGUUAGCAGCAACACCGAUAGCGUCAGUGAAGUAGAGGGCGCCGAUACCACCAGUCAGGAUGAGAAGGAAGUCAAGUGUCAGGAACUCCAAGCAAAUUCCACAAAAGGAGAGAAUGAUGACAGCAGGAGCGGUGAAUGUCAUGAAGCAAUGGAUAUUUCGGGGGAUCCACUUGCGAUCAGCAAUGAGAUAAAGUCGAAAUCUCAAAAGAAAGAAAACGGUAUUUCAAAGAGUGACGCUAGUGGCUUUGUUGAUCUAGGAGACGACUCGGACGAUGAAGUGAUAACAGUUCCUAAAGGGACUACCGCUGAUACAACACUGAACAUCUCUGAAAACAGUACCGCAACGCCGAAGGCUAGUUCAGUACGUAAAACGCGAUCGAUCUGUAGUGACUCGGAUGGUGCCGUAGUUAUUGCAUCGGAUUCAGAUACAGAAGCAAAUACAACGUCUACAAAACCGAAACCAUCUGAUGAAACACAAAUCAUAGAUGAUGAUGAAGAUGAUGAUUGUGUAGUAAUAGAAGACGACACACCGGCGCCAACGGUAAACGAUCUAAGUAAGCGCAAAAGUUUAGCCAUUGAUUCACCACAACACUCUGAUGAUUCACAGCCGCCAAGUAAGCGUCUGCGUAACGUGGGGUCGGGUACCAAUACCAAUCAAAUAUCGAUCAAAGAUGCAAGAUCACUCUUGGCUCAAGAUACAGCCGCCGCCACUGCAGCUGCUGUUGCCGCUGCUAAGAAAGUGGCUGAGAGUAAUGUAUAUCCUGUGAAUAUAACGCCAGCAGCUGGCGUUGUACUACCCAGCGGGCCACCAAAACUCAUACCCGUAAUACCAGUUGGCAUGCCAAUAGCGAGCUCCGCAAUCGCCAACACAUCAUUUUCAGGGCUCAAUGCCGCAAAUUUACUUCCAGGUCUCACUGACGAUAUGUUUGUUCUGGAGGCGCCUUCAUUUAUCGUUCCCUAUAUAUAUGAGAAACCGCCUGCAGACAAUCUCAAAAAUAUUGUUAAAAAUAUCGAAGACACAUAUAAAUUGACAAAAGAAGAUCUCGCCGAGGUCGAUAAAGAGGAUGAAUUUGACAUGAUCACAGAGCAAAAUAAGGAGGAUAAGGAAGAGAAAACUAGCAAAAAGAAGAAACGGAGACGUGGUGGUGACGAGCCUGAUGAAUCUUGGUCUGAGGAAUCGGAUGAAGAUGAUGACGAUGACGAUGAUGAUGAUUCGGAGUCCGGGCUGCGCACUAAAGUGUUAAUAAAGGAAGCCGGCGAUGAUUUUCCAGCACUGAAAGGCGCUAUUAAGCCAACAGCGGCACUUGUCCAAUCACCUAGUUCAUCAGCACAAAACGCCAGUGUGGCCUCCAAACUCGGGCAAGAUAAUUAUUUCGAAAGUCCAUUGGGUAAAUUUUUCAUGGACAUCGGUGUGGGCCAGGUGCAAGAGUUUGUUCAGUCCGAUUUGAUACGAUUGCAAAAACGUAAAAUGCGCAAAAGUCUUGGCAAAAACAUUACAGAAUUCGAACGUGCUAUAUCAGCACUAUCAGGCAACUUGGAGGCAUCUCGAAAGAAGAACACGCCAUUCAAAUUUACUAUGAAACGAUGUGAGUUUUGCAAUUUCAAGUCCGAGUCUGCACUUGCGAUGGCCAAUCACUACGAAACGCCACAUAUGAAUGGCCCCUUGUAUAAGUGUAACUUUUGUCCUUUCGAGAUUCGCAAUGCUACCGAAAUUGUUUAUCACAUGGAAGCGAUACAUAAUAUCAAAGCGCGUCUUAUCAAACCCUUGCCGUAUCAUCAGUGCCCGAACUGUGGCUUUGAAGACAACGGUAAAGCAAAAUUAGGCCGCCAUCAACCAGUUUGUGCGAAGAAAUUCCGGCCUGAAAUAAACUUGGCACCGCCUGCUGACUGGGAAGCUCCAGCGAAGAUACCACGAAUCAAGCCACGUCACGGACUUGUGGGCACUGCGACGGCAUAUCAGGCUAUGGCUGCUCAAGCUGCAGCACAAAAGGCAGCCCUUGCAUCUAUACAGCAACAGCAACAAGCAGCAGCACAAGCACGCAGCAUGCAAGCGGCUGCGAUGGCUGCCCAAAACGCAGCGAACAAAGCCCGCGGUCGCCCUACAACUAUCGCGUCACAAAAAGCUGGUUCUUUGUCAACUGGAGCAUUGCUUCGUGGGCCCGCACCUAUAAGAUCCCAAAUGGCUACUAAUGUGGUGCAACCCAAUAACUAUCAAGUACCAGGAGGGCAACUGUUGCAAGCAGCCAAUGCUUUUGCAAAAAAGACGCUUUCCGGUCAACCGAGUAUUUCAAUAACUCCACUACCUCGCCAAAACAAUGCACAGCCGGUUGUGUCAGCACCGUCGACAAGCAAAAUGCCCCCGGCUGGUAUGAAGCCUGGUCAAAAUCCAAUGGGUGCUGGUGGUGGUAAUAGCAAAGCACAGUUCGUCAUCUGUGAAAUAUGCGAUGGCUAUAUUAAGGAUCUUGAACAGCUACGCAACCACAUGCAAUGGAUGCACAAAGUGAAGAUACACCCAAAAAUGAUAUACAACCGACCGCCGUUGAAUUGUCAAAAAUGUCAAUUUCGAUUCUUUACCGACCAGGGUCUGGAACGGCACUUGUUGGGCUCUCAUGGUUUGGUCACAAGCUCGAUGCAGGAAGCCGCAAAUAAGGGAAAAGAUGCCGGCCGGUGUCCAGUUUGUGGCAGGAUGUAUCAAUGGAAGUUAUUGAAUCACGUGUCGCGCGAUCAUCAUAUGACAUUAAAACCUGCACAUUUGUCAUACAAAUGUACAGUGUGUACCGCCACUUUCGGUAUGUACAAACAAUUCGAGACACAUGUGUAUACGGCGCAUAGUACCGUCGCUAAGAAGGCUAUGGAUGGCAAGAAGAAUAGUGCAGCUGCUGCGGCGGCCGGUGGUAUGCCCAGCGGAAGUGGAAUGGGCAUUGGUGGUGGACUCAGUCAUCAGCAGCGUAGUAAUUUAAUGGCAGCGAAUGAUUCGCUAUUAAAACCGCUUAAAAUAAAUGAUGAGAUAACAAUUAUACCGCAGCCAGCGUCAAAGCCACGUAUUACGAACAUGGAAAGUCACAUCAUAGAUUAAACAUGCUAUAAUUAAAAUGCAUUAGAACAUAUUAAAUAGAAUGUAUGUAUACAAAGGAUAGUGAAAGAAAACCACGUGGUGGUAAGAGCGUUCUUUACAUUUAUCGAUAAGGUCGCAUUUCGUACUUUGCUUUGUUCCGAUGCUACCACGAUCCACAACCACACACCUGUUAAAGUAACUACAUACCCCACAUUGCUGCAACAUACAUACAAACAGCCGCAGCCCAGCUACGCUAAACCACAACUCAGCUUCGAGGGACAGAGAGCCCGGUCAUCGUCAUUCGAUCAAGUGGACUGGAUGUACUCCGCCCCAAAUAUUUUAAAAAACUACUUUUACACAACUUGUGUGACAGCAAAACACACUUAAAUUGAAGGGGUGUGGUUGCUUCUAUGGGGGGUGAUAAAGCAAACACGCUUUGUGUGAUUUUGCCGGUACAUAAGUUUAUUUAUUAAUUCUGUUAGUAUGUAAUAAAACUUUAAAGAUGUGGAAAACCAGCGGUAAGCACAUUAAUGGCGUGUAAAUUAGUAAAAUAAUAAAGGAUAAAAAAUAAAAGUAUAAGUGAAUAUAUAUUAGUUUAUAGAAAAAUACAAAUCACACACCACCCGAACUCACUCUCAGAAUUAAAAUAAAAAAAAAAAUUUAUUAAACUCUUGAACAACAAGUAGCUCAAAGAGUUUUUGGGAAGCUGAAACAAAUUUGUUAAUUUGAAAAUAUUUCUGUCAAUCGUGUGUUCUGUGGUUCCAGAGGGGAAAGUUUGAGCCUUGAGUGAGUAUAGCCUAGAGAUAAUGGACAUAAAAAGCGCUAGAGCGAAGUAAUUGAAGGAUUUCGGUUGAAGAGUGUUUUACUUUUACACAGGAUCAAUGAAUGCACGCACUUUCUUUGACAAUUUUUUGUUAAAUAAAAAAUUCUUUAAUCCGAUCCCAUUUUCCGUGGUAUUUAUUUCAUAACAGGUUUGUUCUUACUCUUGCAACAACAGUAGUUCCAAGUUGCUGCAAAUUUCUCAAUAACAAGUAAGGACCACAAUAUGCUAAUGAAAACUAAUACUAUAUGCGCAAAGCAUUAUCAUUCAUACUGUAUUAAAAUCGCAAGGUUUAGGCAAUGGCUGAUUAUAGCCCAUUUGACUUAA
Messenger RNA from Rhagoletis zephyria (snowberry fruit fly), 4895 nucleotides. Its product is annotated as MOG interacting and ectopic P-granules protein 1-like. Lineage: Eukaryota; Metazoa; Arthropoda; Insecta; Diptera; Tephritidae. Gene Ontology annotation, biological process: positive regulation of transcription by RNA polymerase II. Gene Ontology annotation, cellular component: nucleus. The record is from RefSeq and is a predicted model, not a curated record.